GAACUUUAUUGAAACAAAAACAGAGAAAAAGCAUACAUCAGAAAUUUAAAAACAUCAAGAUAACAUUGCUGCGCACGGGUGUGGACCGAAUCUAAUGGGCACAUCAUUAAGGUGACAGUUACACAUUUCAAGGCACCCUGAGCAUGUUUUGUGACUGGGUAUUUUGCCCUUAUCCAGUUUUCAAAAUCUCUGCAUAAGGAUGACUGUAUCAGUACCACAAGUAGUUACUGCCUAAUCAAAUUUUAUCACUGUUGUUUCAGAUAUUGCUCAGUCAGAUAUUAAAAUCAUGAUCCUCCAACUCUGUUGAUGUAUUGGUAAGUAGACUUUUAAAAAAUAAUUUUCCUGUUGUUUGUUUGUAAGACAGACAGACAGACAGACAGAUAUCUGAUCUGCCGAAAUUACCUUCUCUUUCCUCCCUUAAGGCAAUGGUUUUCUGGUUGUGGGAGAUCCCUUCUUACGUAGCAGCUCCUAAAACCAACUUCUGAAAGAUGAAGGAUGGCUCCCUUGACUUCCCGACUGAAAACUGUUACAGAACAGUCAAGGGAAUGGGUAUCCAUUUCUAAAUUCUCUCAAACAUGCAGAAGAUAUAACAUUGCUGCUUAGGUAAAGGCAACAAAAACUGAAAACACCUCAUCAAAGUAUGUCUCAGAUUUGCACAUUCUGGUUUAUACACAUCAAUGAAAAUGUAGCAAGAAUUACUAUAAUUUUGUAACAAUGCUGUACAUAUGGCCAUAGCAAUAUGAUCACGUGACCUGUACACUUUCCUAGUUUGCUGUCCAGCUGCUAUCUAUGAAGGGACAACUGCUGCCCAAACUCCCUUCUUUUUUUGAGUUUCUUUCUCUUUAAAUCAGACAUGGCUUGGAGAGCCUUUCGAACAGAGGAUGACCUUCUAUAAAGUACAACCCAUGGCCAACAGAACAAGAUAUCCUCUUCCACGAAUGAACUUAUUUUAAGUCUGUGGAAUAUAUAUAUAUAUUCAUAGUUAGGCUCCAUAUCUGGACCUGUAACUUCACUAAAGAGUCAAUAAUCCACAUCCUGAGAUGAUACAUGAUAUUAAUCAAGAAGAAUACAGAUGGGGUGCAGGUGCUGUAAAAUGAUACAAAGCUACAUCUUUGAUCCUCAAGAAGUGCAGCCAUCUGGAUACGUCAAUGAAAUAAACUACAAGCCAGAUGAGCAAGAUGGAGGCAAAUUCAAAUGUAAGCAAAACAAUGACGUUCAGCCACAUAAUGAUCACUUGCAGAAAGCUGAGAUACAACCAGCAGCAAAUAGACACAAACUGAACAACACUAAGGGUGCUGCUCAGAAUCACAGAAGCACCUUUUUUCAUGAGGAAGAACUUGGGAACUCUGUUGAAAAGUGCAAUGGGGUACAUUCCUAUCCCAAUCCCAACACAAACCAAAGUAGAGAGAGCAGCACACACGUCUACUCUGGCCAGCUUUCAGAUUCUUCAGCCAAAAGGAUCUCCCAGCCACAGACAUGUGACAACCAUGAGAUUCCUAACAUUGAAGUUUGUCGAAAGUUACCUUCAGAGACAACAGAAAAUUUCCACUAUGAAGAAUUUCAGAGUACAGGCGAAAACAUUUCUUCCCAUCAAAGUGCCAUACUGGACAUGCAAGGCAAUGGUGCACAUCCACCUGGACCCAGUUAUCCUAAGAAUGCCAGCCAUGCUGGGAAACUAAAAGCUGCUGGAAGUAAAAGUGCAUCGAACCACAGCUACAUAGACCAAAACAUAGAAUGCACAGCUGGGACCAAACAGAGUAGGGACCUACCAUGGUGUGAGCCUCAACGCUCUGAUUCAGGAGAUAAAGCCUGUAGGACAGGCCCUUUAAAUGCUUGUUUCAAGAACAAAACAUCCAGUGAUGCCCCAUAUCCACAAGCCAAGACAGAUGUUCAACAAGAAGCUGAGUAUGAUUGCCAUGAAGAGGUGAAUGGAGAAGUAGAGGAGGAAGAUGCAGAUGUAGCAGAGGCUCUUGCAGCACUUGAGGCUGCCACAGCUGGAGAAGAUUCUGAGGAGGAUGAGAAAUACUAGAUGAUAGCCAAGAUACCAAGAACUCUUCUCUUUGGCAGUUCUUUAACAUGGCACAGUGGGGCCAGCCUUUCAGGUUGACACUUGCAGGCCUUUGCCCAGGAUACCCAUAACCCGCAGGAGGAAUAUGUAAUUAGGUUGGGCAAGCGAUUAUGAAGAGCGGCCACUUUUUCCAGACUAUGCUGAGGUGUCAUCAUUAGGAUCACCCAAUCGAAUGCUGUUGGGCCAGCACUCUGCACUAGGGCUGAACAGAAACAUAGGUCAGGAUUUACUGGUGGACCUUUGAGUGAUGUGCAAUAGCUUGGGAAAGCUUCCUGACUCCAUCCUCUCCGAAACAAAAGGUGUUUCUCUGCCCAAUUAGGCUGGUGAAAUGGAGAAACCUUGAGGUGACUGGGAGCAGACCUUUAUGUAAAAGGACAGUGGCCUCAAUUUUGUUGUGAUGCUGACCGCAGAUUCCUCAUCUCAAAACGUGCUCAGGUGGGCUCUCUUCUUUAAUUUAAGAGCUUGACUUUUGAAAAUAGAUCUUGAAGUACCUAGUAAAACACAGAGUAAGUCCAACAAGACUGAAGUCUAUCCAUCGUGCUCUGCCUUUUCAGGGACCUGCUCCUGCCAGCCAAGCAAAUCCCCUCCCUCUGUUCCUCCAAAUGGCAGUUCCAGCUGCAAUGAAUGGUUAUCAUAUAUCAUUUGCAGAAGAGGGAAAAACCCACUAUUGAGAACAAUUACGUCUCAGAGAUUCUCUUCUAACUGGAGAAAAAGGAGGACAUCCUCUGUUCAUGAAAGCACUAAGCCUUCCUUCAUAGCAAUAACUAAAAAGGAACCUUACUUAAAGAAGCCAGUAUGCUGUUCUGCUACACUUCCAGGCUAUACAGGAAUUUUCUUGAUCCUCCAGGGCUUACAGGCUUUAGAACAUUCCACUUGUCUCAAAGCAAACCUGCAAAACAGCCAGUUUGAACUAGCUAUCACACAAAACUACUUUUUCUGUGACAUUUUCAGCAGUGCCAAAAAUCCUCCCUUUCCAACUUUUUUCUGGACAAAAAGUUUGCUUGUUUAUCUGUGCUGAUCUCAGUGACAUCACCAUGUAGCUAAAUCUCUGACAGAAUACUUGUCUUUUCAUGAUGUCAGCUCAUCCACUGCUCAGUCACUCAUGAUUAAAUCUCAGAAGUUGAAAGCAGCUAUAAAUGAGAUGGAGGAAUAAUGCCUAACUAAAUUAGGAAAAUAAAUUAGUGUUUUCCCAAUCUAAAUGUACAUCUACUCUACAGUUGUUGAUUUAUACCCCAAAAUCAAAGUUGGAGAAUAUUUUGCUUAGCUUUAGUUUCAUGUAAUUUUUAAAAAAGUUGUGAUUAAAUCUUUUUCUGCUACUAUUUGCCACAUAUUCCCAAACCAACAAUCUAGGUAAAAGUUUGUUUAUUACACAGGUUCCUUCUAGCUGCAUUCCUUCUUUUCUGCCAGUUCUUCUGUCAAUGGCACUGUGUGUUCAUACGGCUGAGAAGUGCUGCUUGGUCACCUGGCUAAGUGCUUCAAGUUCCUGAGUACUAUUGUGAUAUAUGUUGAUUUUCAGCACCAACUUACCAAAAACCAUAGUGCCAUCAUUUCUAUUCCAGUAAGCACAAGAAAUACAAUAAGCACAAGAGAUGCUAUAGUAUGAAGCAUCACAAAAGCAGGGCAUUCUCAUGUUGCAGUCUUAAAUGUGGCUAAAUACAAAUUAAUGUGAAAUGCAAACUGAAUGUGCUUACAUGCGCAGGAGAGGUUUGUGCAUGCACUGAUAUGACUUGACUUCUCAUGUUCAUGAAGGACUCCAUUUAAGAAGCCCUUGUUUGUGCUGACCUGAAGGAUCUCUCUCUGAGGCUGGAAGGGGUACUUUCUGGAUUAUAGUUCAUGAAUCCACCAACCUAUUGCUUGGAGAUUUUGGGAGUAGUAGCUCAAAAUUUUUCUACAUGGGGUGGGUAAGUGGGCGGGUGGAUCUGCCCCAUCUUUAUCAACAAGUGCACCAGUAGUGAAGUCAGCUGAUGUGAGCACCAUAGUGUCUGGUGAUUGACGAAACAGUUACCAGGCACCAUGGUACAGCCUCCUUCCUGUGGAACAUUAUUGUUUUGAAAAGUCUAUGUAAAUCAGGAUCUUUUGCAAAUAUAAUAAAUUUGUCCUUUUUAACAUGCUUGGAAA
This is a messenger RNA of Pogona vitticeps (central bearded dragon), 4186 nucleotides long. The record is from RefSeq and is a predicted model, not a curated record. Lineage: Eukaryota; Metazoa; Chordata; Lepidosauria; Squamata; Agamidae.